Exophiala oligosperma is the source of this 1560-nucleotide messenger RNA. RefSeq lists its product as uncharacterized. Lineage: Eukaryota; Fungi; Ascomycota; Eurotiomycetes; Chaetothyriales; Herpotrichiellaceae. The record is from RefSeq and is a predicted model, not a curated record. Gene Ontology annotation, molecular function: hydrolase activity, acting on carbon-nitrogen (but not peptide) bonds; chitin binding. Gene Ontology annotation, biological process: carbohydrate metabolic process. The transcript is spliced from 6 exons. The coding region runs from base 1 to 1560 and encodes 519 amino acids.
AUGCAUCCACUCACUAUCCUCGUGCCACUCAUCCUGGCCACUGGAGCCCACGCUGCAGUCUUGCUUCGAGUUCCUACCUUGAACCACUUUGCCAUGCAAGAUGCCCUGAUGUCACCAGCAAGUAUCAACGCUGUCGGCAACACGUGCGGCCCAACCCAAGGCAGGUGUGAUCCCGACGUUCCUGGCGGAGGCUGGUGCUGUUCUGUCCAUGGCUAUUGUGGCAAUAACUCCGAAUACUGCGGCGAAGGUUGUCAAGAUGAAUUUGGGAUAUGUGGUGUUGAGAAUGUGCCGCAACCGACAUCCACUACAUCCCCAAGUCCCAGUCCAACCGCCCCCGCUGCACAACGCUGUGGCUUGGAAGGGGAUAACGAAAAGUGUCCUGCUGGUCAAUGCUGCUCGCAUACGGGCUGGUGUGGCACUGGCAAGGACUUUUGCUCUGUUCCCAUGAAUUGUCAACUUGGCUUUGGCUGGUGUGACUCUGACGUGAAUCCUGAUGGCCCUAGCCUUUCCAGCGAACAGCGAACAAAGGUAGGCGCAGUGCCGUAUGGCAAAGCCAUCACCCGUUGCACAAAACCUGGAGUCAUCGCCUUGACCUUUGACGAUGGUCCAUCGGAGGAUACGGCAAAACUUCUCGACAUUCUCCAUGAUAAAAAAGCGAAGGCGACAUUCUUCAUUCCCGGCAUUGCCAAUGGAAGAGGCCAGAUUGACACAACCAAGACACGGAUGGAGACCAUCAAACGCAUGUUGCAAGAUGGUCAUCAGAUCGGAUCUCACAGCUGGUCCCAUUUUGAUCUGGAAACGCUGACUUCGGAGGAGCGGAAGACGGACCUGACCAAGAACGAGAGAGCCAUUGCCAACAUUCUCAACAAGUUCCCAACUUAUAUGAGACCGCCAUACAUGAAGUGUACCAAUGAGACUGGCUGCUUGACAGAUCUGACAGCCUUGGGCUAUCACAUUGUCUCCUACUCAGUAGACAGCAGCGACUGGAACCACCCCGAAGACUUUGAUGCCAUGAAGAAGACAUUUGAUGAUGCUCUGAACCAGACUCCUCAGAAUGGCAACAUGCUCCUCAUUCAACAUGACCCUAUCCAUAAAUCUGCCAUUGAUCUUACCAAGCACGUGUUGGACGCCGUCAGCCAGAAAGGAUGGAAAGCUGUCACUGUUGGAGAAUGUCUCGAAGACCCUGCCACAAACUGGUAUCGUACUCCGGAAAAGUCCCGUCCAGCCUCUAUGGCUUUGGGCGCUUGUAUGAUCUCCAAGGACGGGUACUGCGGAACUCUGGACUAUUUCAAGGACAAAUUGGAAUGCUGGAAUAGCUCGAAGAAAUGCUUUGAUGACGCAAAGAAGUGUAUGGAUGAUAAAAAGCGCGUCAACAAGAGCCCGUGUCAAGACAUGGAUGAUGUGUGCAAGCAGCUUCUCGAUCAUUGCACUCAGUGUGAAGUUACAACCAGCAGCAUGACAACUUGCGCUUCUUGCGGACCAAGCAUCGGAUUCAAGACACGCAGCACUGCGAAUUCGUGUGCUAUGCAGGGCUUGACGAUUGACAAUCCAAAGGCAUGA